UCGGAGAAGGCAGCAUGGCUCACGGGCUCUCUGAAGAACAACUCGCCGUAUUCAAAGAGACCUUCUCACACUUGGACAAAGAUGGCGACGGGAGCGUCACUCCAGAUGAGCUGGGGACCGUCAUGCGCUCCCUCGAGCAUGUUUUGAUCCACCUCGGGGAGAAGUUCACGGAUGAGAAGAUGGAAAUCAUGGUCAAGGAGGCUGAUGUGGAUGGGAACGGGAAAGUGAACUACCACGAGUUCCUCAAGAUGAUGAUGGAGCUGUGAA
Molecule: messenger RNA, 267 nt
Organism: Euleptes europaea (tarantolino)
Lineage: Eukaryota; Metazoa; Chordata; Lepidosauria; Squamata; Sphaerodactylidae
Product: calmodulin-like
Exons: 1
Coding region: 15-266 (83 amino acids)
Molecular function (GO): enzyme regulator activity; calcium ion binding
Source: RefSeq, a predicted model, not a curated record